AUGUCCCUGGGCUGGCCGUUGACAAAGUCUGGCGGGCGGCGGCGUGUGUUCCCACCGGCUGGCGGCGGGGUGCGUUCCCCCGGCUGGCGGCGUUCCCCUGGUCUGGCGGGCGGCCGCGUGCGUUUCCCCCGGCGGGUGGCGGGGUGCGUUCCCCCAGCUGGCAGUGGCGUUCCCGGUCUGGCAGCGGCGUUCCCCCGGUCUGGCGGGCGGCAGCGUGCGUUCCCCCCAGCGGGCAGUGGCGUGCGUUCCCCUGGUCGGCGUCGUGUGUUCCCCCGGCUGGCGGCGUCGCCCUCGCGCUGCGUCGCCCCUGCAGCCCAGCAGGUGCCAGUGGACCAGAUCCAGAUUCAGCCCGUCUUUGUUGUUGCACCCCCUCCACUCCCACGCAUCAGGUGGACUCAGGUGGUCACCAUGAGCCUGACUUCCCUGGCUGGCUUCAAUGUGGAUGUGACUCAGACUUGGGUCACAUCCAAGGAUGAGCCUUUUGUGCUAAGUACCCUUCUGCACCAAGACUCCAGCACCAACCAGACCUGGCUCCUCGUCACCAGCCCUGGAACUAGUGGAUCAGCAGGACCCCUCCAUCGGUGUUCCCGAAACCUGGAUAAAAUCCUCUGUCAACCAGUGGAAUUCCCCAUCCCAAAGAGGAGGCAUAAGGGAGUGGCAGUGGCCCGGAACCAGCAUGGUGUUUUGGUUUGCAUUCAGUUGACAACCCGGCAGCCCCAUAGCCUCAACCCAGCAUUCACAGGGACCUGCAGUCUACUGGCCCCCAACCUCAAAUUCCAGCUCCAGACCAACUUCUCUGACCUUGAAAAUCAUCUGAAUCAGAAUGUACGUGUGGCUGAAGGAAACUGCUACAUCAAUAAAGAAAGCAGCAUGGAGCGGAAUAAGAACUCGGCCAGGCAGCGCCGGGCCCUGGAGGAUGUGGAGGAGGCAGAGGAGGAUGAAGCCGGCACCGAGAUUGCCAUUAUUUUGGAUGGCUCAGGAAGCAUUGACCCCCCAGAUUUCCAGAGAGCCAAAGACUUUAUUUCCAACAUGAUGAGGGACAUUUAUGAGAAGUGCUUUGAGUGCAACUUUGCCCUGGUGCAAUAUGGAGCAGAAAUCCGGACUGAGUUUGAUCUUCUGGACAGCCAGGAUGUGAUGGCCUCCCUUGCCAGAGUCCAGAACAUCACUCAAGUGGGGAACGUCACCAAGACUGCCUCAGCCAUGCAGCAUGUCCUAGACAACAUCUUCACUCCCAGCCGUGGCUCCAGAAAAAAGGCAAGCAAGGUCAUGGUGGUGCUCACUGAUGGGGACGUAUUUAUGGACCCACUCAAUCUCACGACCGUCAUCAGCUCCCCAAAGAUGAAGGAUGUUGAACGCUUUUCCAUUGGGGUGGGUGAAAAAUUGUCUGAUAAGGAAUUGAAGCUGAUUGCCUCAGACCCUGAUGAGACUCAUGCUUUUAAAGUGACCAACUACUCUUCACUGGAUGGGCUGCUGGGCAGACUGCAGCAGAGCAUCAUCCGGAUGGAAGGUGCGGCAGGUGAUGCCCUUCACUAUCAGCUGGCACAGGUUGGAUUCAGUGCCCAAAUUCUGGAUGAGAGGCAGGUGCUGCUUGGGGCCAUUGGCGCCUUUGACUGGUCAGGAGGUGCACUGCUCUACGACAUGUGCAGCUACGAGGGUCAAUUCCUGAAGCAGAAAGCGUUGCACGACAAAGCUGUGCAUUACAGCUACCUGGGUUACUCGUUGGCUGUGCUGAACAAGACCAAUGGCCUCUUCUUUGUUUCUGGCGCUCCACAAUACAAGAAUCGUGGGGCUGUGUUUGAAUUUCAGAAGGGAGGCACAGAGUCCAGCUUCCUUCCGGUGCUGGAGGGAGAGCAGAUGGGGUCUUAUUUUGGCUCUGAGCUGUGCUCUGUGGACGUCGACAUGGAUGGGACCACAGACGUCCUGCUGGUGGCAGCUCCGUUUUUCUACACUGAUAGGGAAGAAGGCAAAGUCUACAUGUACUGCUUGAAUAAGGAGAAUGGUUCCUUCUCCCCAGCAACGAUACUGAACUCGAACUCCAAGGUCACAGAUGCCCGGUUUGGCUUUGCCAUGGCGACUAUAGGAGACAUCAAUCAGGAUGGGCUCAUAGAUGUGGCCAUCGGGGCCCCCAUAGAGGAUUUUGAUGAUGAUGAUGAUGGUGCCAGCUUUGGCAGCGUGUAUAUCUAUAAUGGACGUCCUGAUGGCCUCUCCAUUCACCCCUCACAGAGGAUCAGAGCCUCAGAGGUGCACCUAGGACUCCACUACUUUGGCAUGAGCCUGGCUGGUGGCUUUGAUUUCAGUGGUGAUGGCCUUGAUGACGUCACUGUUGGCACUCUGGGUCAGGCGAUUGUGCUCCGCUCAAGACCUGUGGUUCACCUGAAGGUAUCCAUGACCUUCAGCCCGGAUUUACUGCCCAUUGACUUCAAGGGCACAGUGAAUGUAAAUCUAUGUUUUGAAAUCAGCUCUGGGACUACUGUCAUUGAGACAGGCCUCAGAGACACAGCUCUCAACUUCACUUUGGACUUGGAUGUGACAAAGCAGAGGAAAAGGCUGGAGUGUUUGGAUGUGAAAUCUUGUGUGAGCAUCUUUAAGAAGUGGAUCAGUGGGUCUCACCUCUGUGAGCCUCUCCAGUUCCACCCCACGAAGGGAGAGCAAUUUGAGGACUACUAUUCCAACAUCAGUAUCAAGGUCAGCUACCAACUCCAGACCCCUGCGGCCCGCAGAGACUACCCUUAUCCCAUCCUGGACUUCUACUCUGAGCCUUCUGCCUUCUUCCAGCUGCCCUACGAGAAGGCCUGCAAGAAUAAGCUAUUUUGUGUCCCUGAUUUGAAGUUGGAUACCAGCAUCUCUGAGAAGGUUUUGGUGGUGGGUGAUACAAAGGAGCUGACUAUGAACGUGAUGGUAACUAAUGCUGGGGAAGAUUCCUAUAUGACAGAGCUGACCUUGGAAUACCCUAGAAACUUACAGUUUAAAAGGAUACAAGAGCCUCCCUCACUAAAUAUUCAGUGUGAAGACCCUCAGCCAGCUGCUGCUUCUGUCCUGGCCAUGAACUGCAAGAUAGGUCAUCCCAUAUUCAAGAGGUCAUCUGCAGAUAUUUUGGUAGUUUGGCAGAUAGAGGAGAAUGCCUUUCCCAACAGGACGAUGGACAUCACUGUGAUGGUCAACAGCACCAAUGCAAAGUCUCCAGUCAGCAAGAAUGAAACUCUUCAAGUCAAGCAUGCCUUCACUGCAGUUCUUUCCAAACCACCAGUGAUGUACAUGAACACAAAUCAGAGGCCUCACCACAAAGACUUCUUCUUCAGUAUUCAUGGGGAAAAUCUCUUUGGAGCCCGAUUCCAGUUGAAAAUUUGUGUUCCAGUCAAAAUCCAUGGCCUUCAGGUUUUAACAGUGAAGAACGUGACAAAGGCUCAGGACGAUGAAGAGCUGAUGGUCAUCGAAGAAGUCAGGCCGGUCAUUGGCAGAGCCCUUGGUGGAGUUAUAGUGAUCCCAGGCUCUGAGGAGCAAGGGAGGACGGACGGUCAUGAAGAAGGGAAGUUUCUGCCACCUCCUGAUGCUUCCUCUUCAGGGAUGCCACUGGCCGCCUCGGAUUCCAUCCGGACGUCCUGCACAGGGCGCCGGGCGGUGGCUCUCGUCUUUCUGGUGUUUGACAAACCUGCGCCCCCCAGCCUGUCCCCCACCAGUCCGCUCUUACUGCAGGCCUCCCUCAGAGUCUUCCCAGUGGCCCCAAACUCAGAGUUCUCCGAGUCUAUAACUUGGAAGAGAGCUGACCUGAGCGCGGCCCUGGUGAGCCUGCCUCCCUUGGCCGCUGCUUUCCUCGUCCAAGGUGGCGAUGCCGGGUCCGGGCAGCGGGCGUCUCCGGGGACCCUGGAGGCUGGAUCCAUAGUGGCCGAGCCGCCGACACAGAUGACAUCGUCCCCUGGCGUUGCGGGGGCUGUAGGGCUGGGGCUGCGGGGAGAUGUGGGGGCGCUGAACAGGGAGGCGCUGGUGCCCUGCUCGUCGGCAUCCCCGCGCUGGCUGCACACGCUGAGGUCCGGGCUCAGGAGGCCCGGGUUGCAGUCGGGGAAGGGCGGCGGGCCGAGGGGACUGCACGGGGUGCUGCACUUCUGCGGGGGUCGCGCUCGCAGUCUCAGGUGUCUGGGGGUGACGACUAGGCUCGGCAGAUCCUUGGGGAUUCGGCUGCAGGGGCGCCUCCGCCGCGGACGGACCGGACUCCCGCGGAAGUCCGGAUCAUCAGAGUCGUCGGAAACGACCGACUCCGAGGGGCAGCUGCUGCUAGCGUUGUUGCUACUGCUGCUGCUAAACAGAUGUUUCCGGUCCUGCGGCGAGAACCACUGCGCGGCUGCCCGCCCGGGCCACGGCCGUGGCCCCCAGCUGGCGACAGGUCCAGUUCAAAUGCAAACACCGCGAGACUUCCGCGAGACGUGCGCGCGCCUGCGGCCCGCCCGCCAGCCCGCCAGCCCGCCGGGUCCUAGCGCCUCCGCUCAGAGGUCGGGGAAGUUGGGUGCCGGCGUUGGGUGCUCCACGAGCCAGAGACACGAUUGUAGAAUCGACCGUGGUCAGCAUGUGGAAGAAUGGUAUUCAGCGAGCUGUGAUAUCACUUCCAAUAAAGAAAAUAUAACAGUGGCUGCAGAGUUUUCCGGGCACCAUGAGCAGCAGCUGUUACUAGAUAUAGGUGAACUGCAGAUCUUCGGUGAAAUAACUUUUGAUGAAAGUCUGUAUGUGUGGCUGAAUGCAGAGAACCACAAAACCAAGAGCACCAUCAUCUUUCUGAAUGACCAGGCGUUCCUGUCUUUGUCCACUGUCAUUGGAAGCAGUGUUGGUGGCCUCCUGGUUCUGAUUGUGAUCAUAGUCAUCCUCAUGAAGUGUGGCUUUUUUAAAAGAAAGUACAAAAAACUGAACUUGGAAAGCAUGAGGAGAGCCCAGCAGUCAUCCAGCGAUAAGUCUGUAGAAGAAUAUAAGGACUGA
Messenger RNA from Elephantulus edwardii (Cape elephant shrew), 4962 nucleotides. RefSeq names its product integrin, alpha E (antigen CD103, human mucosal lymphocyte antigen 1; alpha polypeptide) (gene ITGAE). Gene Ontology annotation, cellular component: external side of plasma membrane; integrin complex. The transcript has 38 exons. The coding region runs from base 1 to 4962 and encodes 1653 amino acids. Gene Ontology annotation, biological process: cell-matrix adhesion; integrin-mediated signaling pathway; cell-cell adhesion. NCBI's taxonomy places the organism in Eukaryota, Metazoa, Chordata, Mammalia, Macroscelidea, Macroscelididae. The record is from RefSeq and is a predicted model, not a curated record. Gene Ontology annotation, molecular function: integrin binding.